UAUCCCGUUUGACAAACUUCCAUAAUUAGAUCAGUAUUUAACAAAAAUAACGAUGGUACACGUGGCACUAUCGUUGGAACAUAACAAAAAAAUUAGCACUCUUUUUUCGCGUAUGCCACCAGGCAGAUCCCUUACAAACUGUAUGCCAAUGAUUUUCAUAAUGAAUCUCAUCGUAAUGGAUGAUAUAUUAAAAGAGCUUACAUGUAACUAUCAUUGUCAUACAUGUGCAAUUAAUACACAGCCAUAGGUACAGGUGUGAAAUUAAUAAGACCUUCGGAAACCGUAUGCCCUUUGGAAAUUGUGCACUUUAUGCCAAAAACCAUUGAAUUUCGAAUAGGCAUACGUGUAACUAUCAUUUACAAAUGCAAUAUUUAUUUACACUUUUAAGGGCGUCACCCGAUCCUUCGGUUUCACUCUGCUCGUAUGCCGACCGUUUUCCGAUUAAUUGUUGUUGCUAAAAUACCGUUUAGUAUGCUCGGCAUACAUGUAAAUUUUUUUGCAAUUAACAAUUACCUUUAACGGUGCAUGUUCCACGGUUACCGGCUAAUUGCACUUGUUCAUUGGUCAGCAUGCGCAUAACUAACGAUACUUUGAAGGGCAUACGUGCAGAAAUCAUUCGGUUUUUUUUGCAGCGGGCUGACGGCCUGAAAGAAUCUUAAACAAUUCUUAGUUUACCUUUUUUAGUGCAAUAUUCAGUUACAUUAAGAUAAUGGAUAAUACAAUAAACUUGCCAUAUUUUUAAAUUGUUUCAAAAUGGAUGUCGUGAAUAUUUAAUGAAUUUAUUGAUUACCUAUCCAUUAGAGUUUUAACAAUUAGAGUAGCAGCAACUGUCCCCGUGGUUCUAUUGCAGCAAAUAUGGCCAUAGAACACCGCCACGAAAAUGAAAUUAACCAAUAUCUACUAUUUAAACUGUCAAAUAUUGCUGGUGUAAUACCAUGGUACGAUUUUAAAAAACAAAAAUUGUCCUAUGAAAGUCUGUACAAGUUAUAUGGAAUACUAUUGGCAGUUUUUGUGUUGGUGACGACACUUAUUUGCUUUUACAAUAUUCGCCAAGAUGUUGCUUUUAAUUCUCCACUUUUGAAUGGGUUAAAAGUUCUGGGAGAGGCAACAUCUUUGCUCUUAUUUUUGCUAAUUGUCUCAGGUUCUUCAUUUUGGAAUAUGAAGUCCUGGGAGCAGUUCAUUAAUCUCUUACCUCACACAGAUUGUCGGCUUAAAUGUAACAGAAAAUAUUUUCUAAAUAUCCCAUUUGUAGCUGCUAUUGCAGGAUGUAUUCACCCAUUUAUUGUUUAUGGAUUUGCGUUAGAAGCUGGGGAGAUCAUUUUAGCUCAGCACAUGUUGGUAAUUCAUUUUACAAGGCAUAUAAUGAUCUGUCUUAUGUACCACGUCAUCAGUUUACUCAGGAAUAUGUAUGAUACUGUUAAUAAAUCCCUUGUGAGGAUUAAACUUUGUGCUGUAAUUAACUCAAGCACAAUUGAAGAUUUGCAAGAACUCCAAACAAUCUAUGUGGAAGCUGACAAAAUUGUAUGCACUUUUAAUAUAGUUUUUGGCUGGCCCUUAUUACUACUUUUUACCCAAACUGUUGCAAGCAUGCUAUUGAUUUUAUCCACGUUUACAGAAAAUGGUUUAAAUAUUCGUUUAAAGGAAAUUUUAACUGAAAAAAUUAUAUUGAUGACUUUGUUCCAUACCGUUGCUAUGGUGUGUGGUCCUGUAGUGAUAACUUUCAGCUGCGAUGCAGUAGUCAACAAAGCGAAUAUGCUCUUGAAGAUGUGCAGCAAACUAUGUGAGGAUUUGCCGUUGUUGGUCAGAGAAAAAGAAGAACUGGCAAGAUUACACGACAUAAUCCAAAGCAAAAAGCCCAAGUUUUCAGUAUUAAGCUUGUUCGAAAUAAGGCGAUCUACUUUACUAUCACUUAUUAGUGUCACAACGACAUACAUGAUUGUCAUACUACAAUAUAACUAUUUGUAGACAUACUUAUAGACAAAAAAUAUUAUUUAUCUUAAAUAAUUAUUAUCUACUGUUUUACUAACACUAAUAAUUAAUGAAAAUUCCGAUGCAAUUAGAUAAUGUUUUUAUGCACCUAUUUUGAAAUG
Anoplophora glabripennis (Asian longhorned beetle) is the source of this 2090-nucleotide messenger RNA. RefSeq lists its product as uncharacterized. Bases 856 to 1965 code for a protein of 369 amino acids. The record is from RefSeq and is a predicted model, not a curated record. Lineage: Eukaryota; Metazoa; Arthropoda; Insecta; Coleoptera; Cerambycidae. The transcript has 2 exons. Gene Ontology annotation, cellular component: membrane; neuronal cell body; dendrite. Gene Ontology annotation, biological process: sensory perception of taste.